Molecule: messenger RNA, 1582 nt
Organism: Nylanderia fulva
Lineage: Eukaryota; Metazoa; Arthropoda; Insecta; Hymenoptera; Formicidae
Source: RefSeq, a predicted model, not a curated record
AUCAUUAAUGUUAAAUAUUUUAUUUUUAGCUGCCCAUCUGUAAAUAACAUUUUGAAAAGGGAAUUUUUCCGGAAACUGUCAUGGUGCACAAACAUCUAGAUGCGACGUAGUCAACCAAAAAUGCCUAGUGAUCUACAUUCUAAUCUAGUCAUUUUUAGGAAUGCGUACAACAACCCUGCGACGACUAGAAUUUCAAAUACGCACCCUUGAAAUGCUACAACGCAGUUCGUGUUUAUGUUCGUCGGAAUCGUGGAAGGUUGGUUUAAAAAUGGCGCGCAAGAUCAGAAAGAAAGGAGUAAUUGGAGCAAGUGUGUCCUGAAGAAAAAAUUAUUCAUAGAAAAAGAAGGAAGAAGCACGAUGGCUUAUAGUCAAAUCCUGCGUUCCGAUCUUCAGGAUCUUCUGGAUCAAUACAGAAAAAUACGCGAUGAAUUUUCCGCGCUUUAUAAUUUCAGUGAAAAGCAGGAAAAGUCCUUAGAAGCCGAGCGCGAACGAUCAAGAAUGUUGCAGUACAGAUUAAAUAGAGUGCUUUGCUUGUUAAUGAGUCGUGAGGAAAAUCACAAGAUAUCCUUGGACAAAUUGAAGAAGGAGAAUAAACAAUUGCACAAUAUAAUAGCCACUACACAACGAGAAUGCGAACGUGAUAAGUUUCUAAACAAUGACAAAGUUUCUAAAUUGCAGGUCGAAAACGAUUUUUUGCAUAUGCAAAUGAUACAGCUCGAGGAAAAGCACAGGCAACAAUUAAUAUCGCAAAAUAAACGUCACGAGGAUGAGAUUUUAGAGUGCAAACGUCAUUUGGGGAAUGUGGAUAUGAAAUUACUUAUGAAGCAACAUGUGGUCGUGGAGAAGUUUCAAGGAACGAAAAAUAGAUCAAAGGUUCAUCCUGCUUUUAUAAAUGAAGAAAAUGUGGAAAAAAAGAAAAAUCGAGUUGGCAAAUUGCCUGGAUUAGAAAUAGUUAGAGUAGAAAAAGUCGCCCGUAAAAGAAGAAAAUUAUUUCUAAAUGACGAGGAAACCGUGGUUGACAUUUAAAAACAUUAUAUACUUGCAAAUUAUCAUAUACACAUAUAUAAGUAUGAAAAGAAUUUCAGUUUUAGUUACAACUUGCAUAUUGUUAAUUAUAAAUAUGCUAUAUACAUAUAUAUAUAUAUAUAUAUAUGUAUUUUUUGGUUACUUAUUAUUACGUUGUUUUGAUCAAAGAAUCCAUAAAAAAGUUAAUAUAAUUAUAAAUUAAUAAAAUAAACUAACGUAAUAUAACGUUUGAGUUACUGGCUAAUAAAUAAUAAUAAUAAUAAUAAAGAUGACUUAAUUACAAGUUUUUUUCGGUUAUAAAUUCUUAAUUAAAACCUUUAAUUGAGCAUAUAACAGUGUAUUAUUUAUGCUAUAUAUAUAUAUAUAUAUCUCAUAUUAUCGAGUAAUUUAUCUGUCCAUUUCUGGUCCGAGAGAAGCUGAUCCUUUUAUUUUCUAAUUCGACGAUUGAGUGAGUUCCAGCUGUUUGUAUAAUCGAUCUUUAGGUGGCCAUGUGUGUUUAAAUGUCCAAUAUGUGGUGAACAGAUCGCUUCUGUUAUAUAUCUAUCUUUAUCUGCAU